Molecule: messenger RNA, 1128 nt
Organism: Ananas comosus (pineapple)
Lineage: Eukaryota; Viridiplantae; Streptophyta; Magnoliopsida; Poales; Bromeliaceae
Exons: 2
Coding region: 224-649 (141 amino acids)
Source: RefSeq, a predicted model, not a curated record
UCCCUCUCACACAUAUCAAAACUUCACCGGCCUUUUCUCUUGUUUGUACUCAAAAGUAUUCUCCGGAGUCGAUACUAGCUAGUUCUUGUUGUAAUAAUAUAUAAUUAACAUUAAUAAAUUAAUGUGAAGAAGAUAAAAAGAAGAGAGAGAGGGAGAGCUAGGGAGAGAGAGAGGGGGAUAUAUAGAUGAGUGAGGAGGAUACGUAGGUGGAGUGCUGCAUGUGAUGAAUCAGCGGCCGCCGCCUCCUCCCUUCGCGCCUGGGCGCAUCUCCUUCUCGACGGACUUCGCCCUCGACCAGCCUCCUCCUCGGCCGCCGCCGGCCGCGGCCGCCGACUUCGAAUUCGCGGGGGUGGGCAGCCGGCCCAUGAUGGCGGCGGACCAGCUCUUCUUCAAGGGCCGCAUCCUCCCCUUCAAGGACACCCCCGCCGGGGCCCACCCCCACCACGCCGCCGGCAGCAGGGUCACCACCCUGCGCGACGAGCUGCGGGCCCACGACGACGGCGAGCGGCCCGUCAAGGGCUCGGCCCGCUGGAAGGAGCUCCUCGGCCUCCGCAAGCCGCAUUGCUCCUCCGCCAAGAAGAACGCCGGCGCAGGAGGAACGUCGGGGGCGGAGGCCGCGGCGGAGUCACCGCAGUUCCACAGGAGCUAAGUACCGGAAAGAUUGGUGAUGUUGGUGAAACGCAUGGUACUGAACUAGCAAAGGAAGCUGAGAGGGUAGUAGCAAUACGUUUCUCUUUACUUUUCCUCAUCUAAACUUGAAGAAGAUGAUGAUGAUGGUGAUGCUUUUCUUUUUCUUUUUCUCCCUUUUUCUGAAAGCUUGAUGAUGAUGUAAUUGUUGUAAGUUAGCGGAAGAGGAUAGGUUUGUAGGAAUCUGAACUCAAAAAGGCAACUCUUCUUUUUUUUUUUUGUUUCUUGGUAAUUCAAAUGCCCAUUAAUUGGACAAACGCUGUGUGUUGUGUUUGAGAUGGCUUAGUUUAGUACUUUAGUUUAGUUUAGUUUAGUUUAGUUUAGUUUUUUUUUUUUCGGGGGGGGAGUAUUGUGAGAUAAGUUGGUUGAGUGGUAUUAACUCUCUUUCUCUAUCUCUUUUUUCUAUCUCUGUGCAUUGAGGAAGAGUAAUUAAUUUGUAGU